Molecule: messenger RNA, 1476 nt
Organism: Phragmites australis (common reed)
Lineage: Eukaryota; Viridiplantae; Streptophyta; Magnoliopsida; Poales; Poaceae
Exons: 6
Coding region: 30-1457 (475 amino acids)
Biological process (GO): protein lipoylation
Cellular component (GO): mitochondrion
Molecular function (GO): lipoyl(octanoyl) transferase activity
Source: RefSeq, a predicted model, not a curated record
AGACUUACUAAAAAAAUACAGCCCUUUCGAUGAUCCAGCCCAACGCUACCUUGAUCAUGGGCCCGAGCCCCAACCAAACACAACAAGCCGAGGCCUGCACGAAUCUUGAUGCGCCGCCGGCGCUUCCUCUUCCUCUUCCAAUCUUCUCCCUCCUCGGUGCCUCCUCCGCCGCCGCGCACGGGGAGCGCAAACCGAUCCUAAACCAUCGCGCUGCAGCGCCACGCGCACGGCGAGGCGGCGCCAUGGCUCUCCUGGCUCCCCCCCAGUCGUCUCACUGCCCCUCGCGCACCCACCGCGCCCGGCGCUUCCCGGCGGCCGGCGCGCCCCCGGAGGGCAGGCCUGCGCCUUGCAGCAGCCGGUCGCCGCUACAGACCUACCACCGUGGCCGUCGGCAGGAGGAGAUAGUUCCUUUUGCGGAGUCUUGGGCAUGGCAGCAGUCCAUUCUUACGAGGAGGAAAGGUUUGGUGGACAGAGAUGAAGAUCGCUCAGACACCUUGAUUGCUUUGCAACAUUCACCGGUUUAUACAUUGGGCACUGGCAGCAGCGAGGACUACCUCCAUUUCAAUGUUGGAGAAGCUCCUUUUGAGAUUCAUCGUAUUAAACGUGGCGGUGAGGUGACGUAUCAUGGCCCUGGACAGCUCGUUAUGUACCCGAUUCUCAAUUUGCGGUAUCACAAAACGGAUCUUCAUUGGUACCUUUGGUCACUUGAAGAAGUGAUCAUUCGUGCACUGAAAUCUGCAUUCUCUAUCGAGGCAUCAAGGGUAGAAGGUCUCACUGGUGUUUGGGUUGGGGAUCAGAAAGUUGCAGCAGUAGGGAUUCAUGUCUCCCAGUGGAUAGCUUAUAAUGGCCUAGCACUAAACGUCACAACUGACUUGACCCCAUUUGAAAUUAUUGAUCCCUGUGGCAUAAAGGAUCGUGGUGUUGGGAGCAUAAAGGAGAUACUACAAAAUACAUCAGAUGGAAGAGACAUCGAUGAUACAUUACUGAUUGAUAGAGCAUAUAAUUCUUUGAUCAAAGAGUUUUCUGAACUUUUCAAGGCCAGAAACCAGAACAAGCAGAUAACAGGCACAAUCACGCAAACAGUAUUUAUUAGAAGUGCAAGCUCCUUCAAUCCAAUGGUGGCAAAACUAGUGAUAUGUUGGCAUCGAAUUCAAGCCUUUGCUUCACCUGCAAAUCAGCCACAAGAGUCAGUUCAGCAAAUUGAUCAGCUGCGAUAUUGGACAGCUGAAAAAUUGACCAAGGCAUUUGACCUUUCGCGGUCGAUGUGGAUCCUUCUGCCUUUGUGCCGACGCCCAGCCAUGGUUUGCAGAUGCAAGAUGCUGUUUCUGGAGUGGGUUUCUUCGGUGGUGUCUUCGCUCUUCGUAGACUUCAGUAUUUAUAGCAUCAUGUACAUCUCGUGUUCUUGCAAGGAUCAGUGUAUUUCCCAAUGCUUCCAUGUCGCCCAGUGCAAUUUGUGAAGGAAACAAAGUGUGGAUA